CCCCUAUCCCUUCUCCUCCUCCUUCCUAGCUCCGCUCCUUCCUUGCCCCCGCCCCCUCUCCCGCUUCGCCGCCACGAUUCCCUCACCUCUGCUUCUCCCUCCCUCUCUCGACCCCUCGGCCACCACCGGCUCGGCUAUAUAUACCACGCGAUCCCAGUAGCCUCCCCCGUCCGUCCGUCUUGCCGCGCCGACCGCCGGUUCUUGGAUGGUUUGUGCUACUAGGGUGGCCGCUGCCGCGCGCUGACCUUCCUUGCCCAUCCCCCUCCCUCGAUGGAUUACCCCGCCUGGCCUUCCUCCUCCUCGCCUGCCGCCGCGCCGCGCGGGUCCUGCUGGCGCUGCCUCCACGCGCUGUGGACGGCGUGCGGGAGGUGCGGCGCCGUCGCCGCCGAGGCGGCGGGGUGGACGGUCUGCGCGCUGCUCACCUGCGUCUUCGCCGUCGUGGGCUCAUUAGUUGGAAUCUUCAUCGGCGCGUUCAUGGGGAUGUCCACCGAGAGCGGCAUGCUACGAGGCGCCGGUGUCGGAGCGGUCUCCGGCGCAGUCUUCUCCAUCGAGGCUGUUGAAUCGUGCAUCGAAAUUUGGAGGUCCAGUGAAUCAGGGAAAUACAGCAUUAUCUUCGUGCUGGACAUCAUCUCUAGCCUCUUCAGUGGAAGGAUUGUGUGGGAGAAGGUCAGUCCAGCACUGCAACGUGCAGUGCAGAGUCAGAUGAGUCUACUGAGUACACCGUUCAUCGACAAUAAUGAUCUUUUCGAAACCGGAAGUACAGGGGGCAUGUCAAGAGAUCUAAUCAACAAAAUCCCAAGGACCACGUUCAGUGCUGCAACCAACUCUGAUCAGGAAACUGACAACUGUUGUGCAGUUUGCCUUCAGGAUUUUGGAGCAUCGCAAUUCGUUCGAGUCUUGCCUCAUUGCCAGCACACAUUCCACGAACGAUGCAUCGACAACUGGCUUUUCAGGCACGCGUCAUGCCCGCUAUGCAGGGCUGGUGUUCAUAUAGAUCAUAUACAUAUGUAAAAGAGAAAUCGCAGAGCACCUGGUGUAUUUUCAUAGUCGAAUACCCGUGCCCGCGUUUCAUAUAUAAGUAUAAUAGUCUUUUGUACACAUAGGAGGCCCUUUUUUUCCAGUCUUUGUGCUAUGCUUCAGCUGCACGUUUUUUUGCCACAACAAUAACAUGUUAUGUACAUUCUCUAAAAUGGACUAACUAACAAUCUCUCCGAAUCAUGGCUUUGUACUGAAGUCUGAAGAACUCUGGUGUGUGUGUGCUUGCUUCAAUG
Messenger RNA from Oryza brachyantha (malo sina), 1271 nucleotides. RefSeq names its product NEP1-interacting protein 2-like. The transcript has 5 exons. The record is from RefSeq and is a predicted model, not a curated record. Bases 271 to 1011 code for a protein of 246 amino acids. Lineage: Eukaryota; Viridiplantae; Streptophyta; Magnoliopsida; Poales; Poaceae.